AAAAAUGACGCUACUUCUUAAUAUCGAGCGUAAUGGCUGCUGUAGACAAAGUCGUCGAGGUAGCUGUAAGAUGAUUCAUCGUCCGAAUUGAUUAAAAUACAUUCUAGCAUCGCUCGCAGAAAACUUUGUCAGCCAGUACAGUAUCGCGCAUUUAAUGCACCUUAAUCAAGCACGUACAUUGAAUUUAAUUUCUCAAUUAAGGUUUUUAUGAAUAUUGUUUCAUAUAUUUGUUUGUAUAGAUCGGAAAAAUUUUUCACCAAACUUUGUUCAUGAAUUUACAUAAAUGACGAAAGAAGUACAGCUGGCGGAGCUAAAGCUAGUUAAAAAAGCAUCGAAAUAAUUGCAUUUAGAAAGGACAGUCAUUCUCUCGUAAUGUUACGAUAUAUAAUGUAGAUAGUAUUAAAUUUAAGUUAGUGGUUUCAUAUCCUGUAGAAACUUCUAUAUUUUAAGACUAUAUUUUUGCUAUAAGAGACGAAAGAUAGCAAAAAUUUCUAAGCGACGAAUUUUGGAAAAACCUCUCGAACAGUUUAAUUACUCCAAAUAACUUAAAAUCUUGUACGAGCAGGGAAGAAGAAGAGAUAACAUGAACGAGAAAAAUUAGAUGUCGCCAUGUGAUAUUUCAAUAUCCUCAUUUUAUUUUUCGAAUGUAAGCAGAAUUGAAAUUCGUAGUGGGGAAUAAACCUUUAGGAGAACCGUGGGUCGAUUCGUAUCUGCAGCAGCAGUGGACAGGAACGUAGGAAUAACGUAGAUGUUAGAAAUAAACACACAAGCUAUCAAGAAAAAACAUUUAAUCUAAUCUAUAUAGUAUUUUACUUGGAAUAUAAAUAUAUAACCAAAGCUCUGUGACUAUAAGCAAGCAAUGUGACCAGCUGAUAGCUAGCGUGCGCGCGCGCGUGUGUAUGUGGUGUGUGUGCGCGCGCGCGUCGUGUGGAAAGAGAGAGAGAGAAAGUUGGUGAUGUGUGUGUGUGAAUGUAUGUAUGCGCGCGCGCGGUGUGUUUGUAUGUCAUCACUAUAUAUUUUCAUAUAUGUAUUAUACCAUCAUCGUGGUUUAUGCAUAACCUAAGCUCACAAGGGCGAGCUUGAUGCAAGCAAUAGCAUAUCAGUAUUUUUGUUUCAAAAUUGAAAAUAAAUCCAUACAAACGAUGAGAGAUGCGCACCAAGGGACUGUUAUUAUUGCUAAUCUGCAUAGCAGGGAGCAGCAUCCUUUUUAUUGCUUUCAGCAAUCAACGACCUUCUAUACAAACUCUUGUUACAGAAACUCACAAACAAUUACGGAAUUUUCAGGAAAACUUGAAAGAUGUUGAAGAAAAACGAUUAGUGACAGAUUCAAAGUAUUUAGCUUUACUUGGUCUUGAUGGCCAAACAAGUACGACACCUCUAAGUCUCAAGCCUCAGAAUGUGACAGUAGUAACUCUUAUAAGGCCAGGAAGCGAACAACAUGCCUAUGGCUUUGUUAGAAAUGUCAGUCACUUUUUGCCAAAUAAUAGUAUUGUACUUUAUAGCGUUGGUCUGAAUGAAGAAUCUUUCCAAAGUAUCAAGGCUACUUGUAACUCUACAAGGUGUAAUGUGAUUCACUUCGACUUGACUCCAUUUCCAGCUCACGUAGAAGAUGAUAGAUUACACGUUUACAGACCUUUAAUUAUACAAACAGCUUUGAAUACAUUAGGUUGUAUUCUAUACAUGGAUUCAAACGUACGGUUAAAUUCAUCUGACAUUUCAAAAUAUCUCUUUCCAAAGUCAGGAGUAUUAACCUGGCCUACCAGGCACGCCAUUAGUUCUUUAACUCAUCCAAAGAUGUACGAGUAUUUUCACACAUCAGCAGAGGGUUUUUUUUUCCUUCCUCUUAUAAGAGCAUCGCAUAUAGUAAUUAGAAACACAAAAGAGAUUAGGGAAAAAGUAAUGCUACCUUGGGUUCAAUGCGCACUGACAAGAGAUUGUAUUUGCCCUAUAGGUGCCCAAUCUGCAGGUUGUCGAUUUAAUAAAAGACCACAAUAUCGUUAUUCCGGUUGCCACGCGUAUGAUACAUCCGCGUUGAAUAUCGUUCUGGGAUUAUAUUUCAAUUUUGACGAUACCUGUUACACACACCAGGAACGAGAAACAUAUUUCAAUAAGAUACAAUCCGAGGAGAUUAUAGAAGAAUAUGCUAUUAUCGCAAGACAGAACAAUGUCACAGAAUCUAACUCUAAAAGCUUUGUAUCGACCGACCGUUGAUAUUUUCGAGCGAUCUCAGUUUAUUUUAGAUUAAUAAUUUAUAUUAUUCGCUGAUCGAGCACAAUUUUAUUAAAGAAUAUAGAAAAAAAUUAGUUAUAAAACAAAGUACAGACUUUUUCAUAAAUUUUGUAGAUAACAAGUAUUAUUGUAUAAUUGGAAUGGCUUUCUUCUCUCUCUCUCUCUCUCUCUCUUUCUCUCUCUCUCUCUCUCUCUCUCUCUCUCUCUCUCUCACUCACUCUCUCUUACUCUGCUACUGCCUUUUCGAAUAGCUUUAUUAUGAAAUAAAAACGUGCGCGCGCGCACAAACAUACAUACCAAUAUCAUAAAACAAUUUAUUACAGAAUAUCAAUGUUAGUCACUAUUAACAUUAAUGCUAUGAAAAUAUGGAGAAAGUUAUUGAGAAAGACAAGUCGUUCGCCUUCAGUAUUAAUUCUCUUUACAGAAUUAAUGAAAACGACUGUACAGUACUUACGUAAUUAUUAAUGUAUUGGCACGCGAUGAUCUGUGAAGUUAAUCUACAAUAAAUGCAAAAUAGUCAUGAAUAUCGAUUAAGAUCGAAAAA
Molecule: messenger RNA, 2773 nt
Organism: Vespula vulgaris
Lineage: Eukaryota; Metazoa; Arthropoda; Insecta; Hymenoptera; Vespidae
Exons: 4
Coding region: 1150-2211 (353 amino acids)
Source: RefSeq, a predicted model, not a curated record